Messenger RNA from Debaryomyces hansenii CBS767, 450 nucleotides. Its product is annotated as cytidine deaminase. NCBI's taxonomy places the organism in Eukaryota, Fungi, Ascomycota, Pichiomycetes, Serinales, Debaryomycetaceae. The record is from RefSeq and is a predicted model, not a curated record. The transcript has 4 exons. Bases 1 to 450 code for a protein of 149 amino acids. Gene Ontology annotation, cellular component: cytosol. Gene Ontology annotation, molecular function: cytidine deaminase activity; zinc ion binding.
AUGAUACACAAUGACCAUGAAGAACUUUCAAACGAGGAAUUCCAAAGUCUAAGGGAAUCAUGUUUGAAGGCAGCUCGAAACUCAGCAUAUUGUCCAUAUUCGAAAUUCAGAGUUGGGUGCGUGCUAGAGACAAGCACAGGCAAACGGUUUACGGGAGCCAAUGUUGAAAAUGCAUCUUAUGGAGCCGGCAUUUGUGCAGAAAGGGCAACUAUAACAAAAGCAGUGACAGAAGGCCACAAAAAGCUUAAAUUGAUAGCCAUAAGCGGCGAUUCUGAAGAACCAAUCAGUCCUUGUGGCAUAUGUAGGCAAUUUAUUAGAGAAUUUGGACCCAAUGUGCCUGUAUUCAUGUUUAAUCUGGACGGUUCCAAAUUCAUCAAAGUAUUCUUGCAGGAUUUAUUACCAUUGAGUUUUGGUCCUGAAAACUUAGGAAUUGAGCCAGCUCUCCAAUAA